UUUGUUCAGAAUAUUUUUUUCUAAAAAGCCCAAAGUAAAAUGACCGUUUCUAAUGAGCGUGGCCAUAGCCAAAUGGUGUCCUUCGGCAUCUUCAAACCCGAGGAAGGCUGCGACAUAGACGAUGCAGUAGCCCACAUGUCCACUGUCGCCUCUCUGCUCGAAAAGACCCACAAUCUCAACGUCGCCAUUCUCAGAUCUCUAGACUUUUCAUGGGCUGCUGUAUUUGCAGCAUACAAAGAUGGGUCACAAAAUGAGGACAAAUCGACAUUAAAUCUGCCUGAGGCAGCAGCAUUCACCAGGGGACUGAAGUGUGCAGUAAGAAUAGUUGAUUCAGGCUGGUUCCGCUUGACUUCACAACAAACAGUCAAAGGAGCGCCCUUUGCAGAGCUCUUGCUUGGAGAUAUUGUGAGUAUACGCAGAAUAUACUGUAGUUGGAAGAUACAGGACAUUCUCUCUUACUCCUGCCUCGCCAUUCUCAGAUCUUACUUUAACAGCUUCAAAGGAAUGAUCUCGGCUUCCUUUUUUGACUCCUUGGACGGGAAGCAGAUAAUUGGGUUUGAAGUGUGGGACAAAGUAGAAUCCGCGUUGGCUGUGGAGAAAAAUCCACAGAGAAAUCCUGCGCUGGCAUAUUGGAAAGAUGUGGGGGCGAAGGAGGUGAAGUAUCAUGUAUGCCAGGUUGUGUAUGUUACCUACUCAAGGCUCUCUCAAAAUGCAAUAGUUGGCUUUCGAAUAUAGUUUCAACUACUUCGACAGAGUCGGUGCAUUUUUGGUGGUUAGGCCGGAUAGGGGGUUUUGGCAGUGUUGUAAUAUACAAACGGAUUAGUUUCUGAUUUGAAAAAAGAAAUUGAAUGAAACUUAUACAUUCUUUCAUUAAAUUUGGUGGUUUACGACCAUUUUUCAAAGCCACUGGUUUUUUCUAUCAAGCAAGUAGGAUGUGUUUUUUGUAAAGUAAUAUUUAUGUCGAGAGGUAUCUAUAA
Cryptomeria japonica (Japanese cedar) is the source of this 977-nucleotide messenger RNA. RefSeq lists its product as uncharacterized. Bases 40 to 735 code for a protein of 231 amino acids. The record is from RefSeq and is a predicted model, not a curated record. Lineage: Eukaryota; Viridiplantae; Streptophyta; Pinopsida; Cupressales; Cupressaceae. The transcript is spliced from 3 exons.